Argentina anserina (silverweed cinquefoil) is the source of this 575-nucleotide messenger RNA. RefSeq lists its product as uncharacterized. The transcript is spliced from 3 exons. The record is from RefSeq and is a predicted model, not a curated record. NCBI's taxonomy places the organism in Eukaryota, Viridiplantae, Streptophyta, Magnoliopsida, Rosales, Rosaceae. The coding region runs from base 160 to 399 and encodes 79 amino acids.
CAAUACUCCAAUAUGUGGGCGGUAGUUUUCGCCAGAAUAUAAACUCUGUGUGCCCCCAAUUACUGACUCCACUCCUCGUUCUCACAAGCUAGCUUGGUCGUCGACAGCCUCCCUCACCCGUUUUCAUUUCGCGUUCGGUUUCGCCGCUUCCUUUGAAAAAUGGCGGGAAAGUACAUCAUUGGUUCCAUUGUGGCAAGCUUUGCAGUUGCAUAUGUUUGUGACACCACUAUCUCUGACAGAAAGAUAUUUGGAGGUAGCACACCUGGAACUGUUUCAAACAAGGGAUGGUGGGAAGAAACUGACAAGAAAUUCCAGGCUUGGCCUCGCACUGCAGGACCUCCUGUUGUGAUGAACCCCAUCAGUCGCCAGAACUUUAUUGUCAAAUCUCAGUCAGACUAACUGCCUGGGGCAUAUAAGUUGAUGAGAUGAGUUUCUUUCACUUGUCAAAAAAGUCAUCCUAAUAAGUUUCUCACUAUCUGCAAUAGUGGCCUGUUACUCUUGUUCUUGCUUGUUUGAAGUAUAUCAAACCGCGGCUACCAUUUUUUAAUGAAAAUUUUCCUAUUGUUUGGUGGCUA